CCACGAACAUUCCACCGACAUACAUCCUUGGCAACAUUCACCCACAUGACGUGGACAUAGACAGCAGAACACUCUCCUGCUAUCUACUCUGAAAACGGUGCAAGUAGAAGCGAUGGAUGACUCUCGGACAUGACCUCACCCUUCGAGCGCCUCCCCGCCGAGGUCUUCGAUAUCAUUGCAGCCUGCUUGGAUUUACCUGAAUAUCAAACACUCCGUUUGACCUCACAACGACUUCACCUGCUGAGUCUGUCAACCUUCACAAAGAAGUACUUCACGAAACUCAUCACCACACUUGGUUCGCCGUCGCUGGAUCGCCUUGGACAUGUGGCAAGUCAAACCCACUUGUCUAACCAAGUCACAACACUUGAGAUCAGACUGCUCAACCAUCGCAACUACAAGGACCUGACGAAGAUUGCCAGAAUCGGAAUCUUCCCACCGCCGAAACGCUUCGAUAAGGUGUCUUCCGUUAGGGAUCAGGACAUUGUGCUAGAAUCGACGCUGUAUGAUGAUGUGCUUGCAAAUAGGCAGGCGAAGUGUAUCACAGAGAGACUUGCUCGUGGAAUAAUAGGCCUUGAGAACUUGAAGACUGUACGCUUUCGUGCGCAUCAGAAUGAGCCGCUUGGCUGGAAGACCAUCGCAGUCCCGGAGGGAGACGAAGUCUUCCGCUCCAGAUGUCUGCGAGCCGUGCUUGACGCCAUACUAAAAAGCGGCAUCGAGCUUGAAUCUUUCAUUAUGGGGAAAGAGAAGGGUUUCGUCUUCAGCAAGUGCGCGAACGUGCCGUAUCCGGCAUUGCAAUUGCCACUUGAGUACCUCCAGAGGUUGAGAUCACCUUUCGCGGGCUUGAGGACUCUGACGCUGUCGGUCGUUGCGGCGCACAACGGCCACCACAGACUCCCAGGAUGGGAGAACGGCUUGAGUCGCUUCAUCAGCAGCGCUCCAAAUCUGACGCACCUGACAUUGUCGCUGGAUCGCAAGACCCAGAUCUCUCAGUACGGAGCACGAAUUAUGCGCUCUUUAUCUGACUCUAUCCAGCUCGAGACACUCGAGAGCCUGCACGUAUGCAACCUCACGGUCCACGAAUCCGAUCUAGCGAAAUUCAUCAAGACGCAUGCUGGAACACUGCAACGGAUAAACCUUACCAACGCGUGUCUGUUGACGGGGAACUGGCUUGUUCUACUCACUACGUUCAAAGCGGUCCAGAAUCUGCAGACGCUUCGGCUGUCUUCCGUCGAGGGAGCGGGCAGCCCGGUGCAGUUCCGGCAGCGCGAUAAAGAGCGUCGGAAGGUUACUCUAGAUACGAGCAAAGAUGGGCGGACGAUGUUGGAGAUGUUAGAUGAGCUCAUUGGAGUUUGCAACAUGGAAAGUAUGGCGGUCCUGUAUGCGCUAAACCAUGCUUAGUAGACGUAUGAAAUAAGCGUGCGGAUCACGGUAGACGAUGUUUGGAUUCAUGCGAAAAUGCACUGCAAUUUUAUCGCAAAGGAAAAGCUCCAAGUAUGCCCGAAACAUCAGACCAGUCUUCCUUUGUCUUUCUUACGAGCAGCUAUAGUAACAAUAAUACAAAUGUGAAGGCUGACGUGGAGCUGCAUACAGAUUCGAUCUGGAACAAGGCUUCAAGUAUUGGGCUCAAGUUCUGGUCUUCUCACAUGAUGUUCUGCAUGUCCGUCGAGAGUUUUCCGCCUCACUAUUGAGUUCUCGAUGUCCAGCAGGAAGCGUUGUAGUGUGCAACGAAUGAUGAUUAUUUAUAGAUGGACAGUGGGCCAGAAUAUCGCCUGUAAUUAGAGCUCUGCUGCAAAGGCCAUCGGUCUUGAAAACAGCAAAGCAGGUCAAGUC
Messenger RNA from Macroventuria anomochaeta, 1830 nucleotides. RefSeq lists its product as uncharacterized. The record is from RefSeq and is a predicted model, not a curated record. The transcript has a single exon. Gene Ontology annotation, molecular function: protein binding. Bases 130 to 1398 code for a protein of 422 amino acids. NCBI's taxonomy places the organism in Eukaryota, Fungi, Ascomycota, Dothideomycetes, Pleosporales, Didymellaceae.